CAAUUGAGUAACUGCGACUCAGCAACACGAGUGUGCCUCGACUGAUAUUAUUCACUAUUGCAGUCCUAUUCACUAUAUUAAAUUCUGCUUGUGCAUACGAUGACGGUGAACUUGUUAGAAUUGAUUGGCCUGGAAAGUGGUGGCAUUGGGCUUUCUUCUGCCUUUAUGCUAUUUAUUUUCGGUAUUACAUUGAUCAUAACAGCCAUUCACGUGCACUUUAAAUCUCAAGAAUCGUACAAAUUGGCAAUACAAAUUCCUGGACCUGUACCAUUGCCCAUAAUAGGGAAUGCACUCAUGGGAGUAGGAAAAACACACAACGAAAUUAUGGAAGAGAUAAUACAAUUUGGUGGAAUCCAUGGUGAUGUGGCGAGAGGAUUCCUCGGAUACAAUGUCAUGGUUUUCUUAAUGGAUCCGCGUGAUGCUGAACUCAUUCUCAAUAGUAAUGUUCAUUUGACGAAAUCCAGCGAAUAUCGUUUUUUCAAACCGUGGCUUGGCGACGGAAUAUUGAUUAGUAGUGGCGACAAGUGGCGGUCGCACCGUAAAUUAAUUGCACCGGCCUUUCAUCAACUCGUGUUAAAAAGUUUUGUUGGCGCAUUCUGUCACAAUAGUGGGCGAUUAGUGAAUCGACUACGAAAUGAGGUGGGCCACGAGUUCGACGUACACGAUUAUCUGAGUGAAGUGACAGUGGACAUUUUGUUGGAAACGGCUAUGGGUCAUCCAAAAACGCAUGACGAUCGCGAAGGAUAUGAAUAUGCAAUGGCUGUCAUGAAAUUGUGCGACAUCAUUCACAAGCGAAUGCUUACAUUUUAUUUGCGGCCUGACAUCAUAUUCAAUUAUCUGGGUAUAAAGAAGCAGCAUGACGCAUUGGUUAAUACAAUUCACAGUUUGACCACGAAAGUGCUGCGAAAAAAGAGCGACCAAUUGAAAAAGUCAUUUGACAGCGGUGGAAUCAAGAAGACCGUUUACAGUGAACUGUUGAACAGCAAAAAUGAUGAAGUCGUUCGGGAUGACACUGAAGAUCCAACGGUUGGUGAGAAGAAUCGGUUAGCAUUUUUGGAUUUGAUGCUCGAAUCAACGUAUAGUGGUGCAAGUAUAACGGAAACCGAGAUCAAGGAGGAAGUCGACACGAUAAUGUUCGAAGGGCAUGACACGACAGCGGCUGGAUCUAGUUUCGUAUUGUGUUUGUUGGCUUGCCAUCAAGAGAUACAAGAUCGCGUAUUUGCCGAGCAAAAGCAAAUAUUCGGCGAUUCCAAUCGACCGGCCACAUUUGCAGAUACUCUACAAAUGAACUACUUGGAACGCGUAAUCUUUGAGUCAUUGCGUAUGUAUCCGCCAGUGCCCAUUAUAGCUCGUGUGGUGCAAGAAAACGUGAAACUUGCUUCCAAGCCGUACACAAUUCCAGCUGGUUCAACUGUUGCCAUUGCAACGUACAAAAUUCAUCGACACAAAGAUGUUUAUGACAAACCGGAUGUUUUCGAUCCGGACAAUUUCCUUCCAGAACGCACGCAAAAUCGACAUUACUACGGCUUCAUUCCUUUCAGUUCAGGACCACGCAGCUGUGUCGGCCGUAAAUAUGCCAUUCUCAAGUUGAAAAUUCUGCUGUCUACGAUUUUGCGCAGCUACAAAAUCUAUUCGAGUUGCACCGAGGCUGAUUUCAAACUUCAAGCUGACAUCAUUCUUAAGCGAACCGAUGGUUUUCGCAUCCGCGUUGAACCGAGAUAGACCAAAUUGAUUGGCCUGCAAAGUGCUGGCAUUGGGCUUUCUACCGCCUUUAUGCUGUUUAUUUCCUGUGUAUUGGUCAUAACAGCCAUUCAUUUGUAUUACAAAUCACAGGAAUCGUACAAAUUGGCAAUACAAAUUCCUGGACCUGUACCAUUGCCCAUAUUAGGGAAUGCACUCAUGGCAUUAGGGAAAACACCGAACGAAAUUGUGGAAGGGUGUCUGCAACUAUGUGGAAUCCAUGGUGAUGUAGGAAGAGGAUUUCUUGGAUACAAAGUCAUUGUUUGCUUAAUGGAUCCGCGUGAUGCUGAACUGAUUCUCAGUAGUAAUGUUCAUUUGACGAAAUCCAGCGAAUAUCGUUUCUUCGAACCGUGGCUUGGCGACGGAAUAUUGAUUAGUAGUGGCGAUAAGUGGCGUUCGCAUCAAACGGCUAUGGGGCAUCCAAAAACGCAUGACGAUCGCGAAGGAUAUGAAUAUGCAAUGGCUGUCAUGAAAUUGUGCGACAUCAUUCACAAGCGAAUGCUUACAUUUUAUUUGCGGCCUGACAUCAUAUUCAAUUAUCUGGGUAUAAAGAAGCAGCAUGACGCAUUGGUCAAUACAAUUCACAGUUUGACCACGAAAGUGCUGCGAAAAAAGAGCGACCAAUUGAAAAAGUCAUUUGACAGCGGUGGAAUCAAGAAGACCGUUUACAGUGAACUGUUGAACAGCAAACAUGAUGAAGUCGUUCGGGAUGACACUGAAGAUCCGACGGUUGGUGAGAAGAAUCGGUUAGCAUUUUUGGAUUUGAUGCUCGAAUCAACGUAUAGUGGCGCAAGUAUAACGGAAACCGAGAUCAAGGAGGAAGUCGACACGAUAAUGUUCGAAGGGCAUGACACGACAGCGGCUGGAUCUAGUUUUGUAUUGUGUUUGUUGGCUUGCCAUCAAGAGAUACAAGAUCGCGUAUUUGCCGAGCAAAAGCAAAUAUUCGGCGAUUCCAAUCGACCGGCCACAUUUGCAGAUACUCUACAAAUGAACUACUUGGAACGCCUUGUCCAUACGAUGACGGUGAACUUGUUAGAAUUGAUUGGCCUGGAAAGUGCUGGCAUUGGGCUUUCUACCGCCUUUAUGCUGUUUAUUUCCUGUGUAUUGGUCAUAACAGCCAUUCAUUUGUAUUACAAAUCACAGGAAUCGUACAAAUUGGCAAUACAAAUUCCUGGACCUGUACCAUUGCCCAUAUUAGGGAAUGCACUCAUGGCAUUAGGGAAAACACCGAACGAAAUUGUGGAAGGGUGUCUGCAACUAUGUGGAAUCCAUGGUGAUGUAGGAAGAGGAUUUCUUGGAUACAAAGUCAUUGUUUGCUUAAUGGAUCCGCGUGAUGCUGAACUGAUUCUCAGUAGUAAUGUUCAUUUGACGAAAUCCAGCGAAUAUCGUUUCUUCGAACCGUGGCUUGGCGACGGAAUAUUGAUUAGUAGUGGCGAUAAGUGGCGUUCGCAUCGUAAAUUAAUUGCGCCGGCCUUUCAUCAACUUGUAUUAAAAAGUUUUGUUGGCGCAUUCAAUCGAAAUAGUUGGCAAUUAGUGAAUCGACUACAAAAUGAGGUGGGCAGAGAGUUCGACGUGCACGAUUACAUGAGUGAAGUGACAGUUGAUAUUUUGUUGGAAACGGCUAUGGGGCAUCCAAAAACGCAUGACGAUCGCGAAGGAUAUGAAUAUGCAAUGGCUGUCAUGAAAUUGUGCGACAUCAUUCACAAGCGAAUGCUUACAUUUUAUUUACGGCCUGACAUCAUAUUCAAUUAUCUGGGUAUAAAGAAGCAGCAUGACGCAUUGGUUAAUACAAUUCACAGUUUGACCACGAAAGUGCUGCGAAAAAAGAGCGACCAAUUGAAAAAGUCAUUUGACAGCGGUGGAAUCAAGAAGACCGUUUACAGUGAACUGUUGAACAGCAAAAAUGAUGAAGUCGUUCGGGAUGACACUGAAGAUCCAACGGUUGGUGAGAAGAAUCGGUUAGCAUUUUUGGAUUUGAUGCUCGAAUCAACGUAUAGUGGUGCAAGUAUAACGGAAACCGAGAUCAAGGAGGAAGUCGACACGAUAAUGUUCGAAGGGCAUGAUACGACAGCGGCUGGAUCUAGUUUCGUAUUGUGUUUGUUGGCCUGCCAUCAAGAGAUACAAGAUCGCGUAUUUGCCGAACAAAAACAAAUAUUCGGCGAUUCCAAUCGACCGGCCACAUUUGCAGAUACUCUACAAAUGAACUACUUGGAACGCGUAAUCUUUGAGACAUUGCGCAUGUAUCCGCCAGUACCCGUUAUAGCGCGUGUGGUGCAAGAAAACGUGAAACUUGUAUCUAAACCUUACACAAUUCCAGCCGGUUCAACUGUUGUCAUUGGCACGUACAAAAUUCACCGCCACCAAGAUAUUUACGACAAUCCAGAUGUUUUCGAUCCGGACAAUUUCCUUCCAGAACGUACGCAAAACCGUCACUACUACGGUUUCAUUCCUUUCAGUGCAGGACCGCGCAGCUGUGUCGGCCGUAAAUAUGCCAUUCUCAAGUUGAAAAUUCUGCUGUCGACGAUUUUGCGAAGCUACAAAAUCUAUUCGAGUUGCACCGAGGCUGAUUUCAAACUUCAAGGUGACAUCAUUCUUAAGCGAACCGAUGGUUUUCGCAUUCGCGUUGAACCGAGAUACAACCGAUAGUCUGUAUUCAAGGUGCAUGUCUGUCCCCUCAUUGCCUUUUGA
Bradysia coprophila is the source of this 4428-nucleotide messenger RNA. RefSeq names its product cytochrome P450 4g15-like. NCBI's taxonomy places the organism in Eukaryota, Metazoa, Arthropoda, Insecta, Diptera, Sciaridae. Gene Ontology annotation, molecular function: heme binding; iron ion binding; monooxygenase activity. The record is from RefSeq and is a predicted model, not a curated record.